AUGGCACUGGCAAGUGUGGGGUUGGUGUGGUAUGAAGUGGUUUAUUUGAUGGAUACACAAGUUGUUCAAUUGGGUAGGAAGUGUUUCGAUGGCAGAAGAGCGAUAGCAAAUCUCUUAGUGGAAUAUUUUGAAUUGCUCUCACACGCGCUAUUAUUCGAGUUUGGGUUAUACCCUCCAGAGGCGUUUCAACCUGUGAAGUAUUGCGAUGUUAUCGUGCAUAAAUGUGUGGACAAAGCAGUACAAUUGUAUAUAGAAACGUCGAUGCGGAGUAUACAUCGAUGGGUGAUGUACUCGAAGUUGAGGAGGUAUAACGUGGCGAUUUGCGAGGGGAGGUUGAAUUUGGUGGUUGGGGGGUAUUUGGUGGAGAUUGGAGAGGCGUUGUAUACGGGGGCGAAGAGGAUAGAUGAAUUUGACGAGCUAGCGGCUGAAUUGAGAGGACGUCUGCAGAAAACGUUAUGCGAUAUAGAGUUGAAUCAGGCGGAGGCGUAUUUGCUGGAUAAUGAGACGAGUUGGUGUUUGUAG
Messenger RNA from Anisakis simplex (herring worm), 522 nucleotides. Lineage: Eukaryota; Metazoa; Nematoda; Chromadorea; Rhabditida; Anisakidae. The record is from the annotation of a GenBank genome assembly.